Corvus hawaiiensis (hawaiian crow) is the source of this 716-nucleotide messenger RNA. RefSeq names its product transmembrane protein 50B-like. Gene Ontology annotation, biological process: protein targeting to vacuole; late endosome to vacuole transport via multivesicular body sorting pathway. The record is from RefSeq and is a predicted model, not a curated record. NCBI's taxonomy places the organism in Eukaryota, Metazoa, Chordata, Aves, Passeriformes, Corvidae.
AGCGGGCACUCAGCCAUGGCUGUUGAUGGAAGAGCUCAGGGCAGUGUGAGCCGUGACCAUGGCAGGGUUCCUGGACAAUUUCCGCUGGCUGGAGUGCGAGUGCAUCGACUGGAGCGAGUGCUGCAACGCUGUCACCUCCAUCAUGGCCGGGGUGCUUUUCACAGGCUGGUGGAUCAUGAUCGACAUUGCUGUGGUUUAUCCCAAGCUGGAGCAGCUGAACCAUGCCUUCCACACCUGUGGGGUCUUCUCCAUGCUGGCCUUCUUCAUGACAAAUGCUGUAUCAAAUGCACAGGUGAGAGGAGACAGCUACAGUGAUGGAUGCUUAGGAAGAACAGGGGCUUGGAUCUGGCUCUUCAUCGGCUUCAUGUUGAUGUUUGGAUCACUCAUUGGUUCCAUGUGGAUCCUCUCUGGAGCAUACGUUACACAGAACACUAACGUGUACCCUGAUUUAGCAGUGUUUUUCCAGAAUGCAUUAAUAUUUUUCAGCACUCUGAUCUACAAGUUUGGGAGAACAGAAGAACUGUGGGGCUGAGCUCACUCCUGGUCUGGUCCAUAGUUGCCAUGUGGUUCUUGUAUGUAGAUAAAUUCACAGUCCUUUGUUCUUGGUUUGCUUCCCAAACUGUUGGAACUGAGACAAUUCCAGGCUCUGUCCGAAGCUCCUCUUUUCCCAGGACACACUUGUGAAUAUGUACAUAGGACUGCGUAUAUUUCAAAGA